Molecule: messenger RNA, 6442 nt
Organism: Cataglyphis hispanica
Lineage: Eukaryota; Metazoa; Arthropoda; Insecta; Hymenoptera; Formicidae
Gene: kel
Product: ring canal kelch homolog
Exons: 10
Coding region: 911-2779 (622 amino acids)
Molecular function (GO): protein binding
Source: RefSeq, a predicted model, not a curated record
GCUCUUUCUCUCUCUUUCUCUUUCUUUAUAAAACCAAACACAUAGAGCUGAUUGGCAAGUCUUUAUUUAUAUAAUUUUUUUCGCAUAUGAUAUAUUUCCGCUAGAUCCGUUACCAAAAUAUUAUCCAGUUCGAAAGUAUGUCACAGUGUUUCAAAAAGGUUGGAAACCGCUGCGAUAUUAUUUAUCGAAUGAGUCGCCGUUUGCAUUUGUGUGCGUAGUGUGUGUACGCGCGCGCGCGCGCUUAGUGUGAGCAUCGCUUUCUUUUUCACUGAACACGCGCUAUCUUGGUCGACUUCGAGAGUGUCAACUUUCUGUUAGCCAGUCACAGCACGUUUCACAGACGUAUUAGAAAUCUCACGGUGGCUCAUCGUCGAUCGAAAUGUCCGACUUUCGUGUCCACGAGGACCAAGGCGGCUCGUCAAUUUCAUACACACAAAUUUCACAAAGAUACGAGAAAUGAUGUUCCGAGGUCGGGCAGAUAAAAAUGGAGCUUCUCGAAGAUCCCGCGAUUCUCCUCUCUCGCUGUCAACUGUGCACUCGAAUAUAAUAUCUCACUGUGAUAAGGACAAAAAUUCGCCGGUGCAAAGUAUGAAAUUUCAUUGCGCGAGUGAGGACAUAAAGCAAACCUGAUAUGUGUAUAUUUCCGCGAAGACGAAAACUCAAGAUACCCCUGUGAUAAGGACAAAAACAUCGUUAGAGUCAAGUUUGAAGAAAAUUUCGCUACAAGUGAUAUAUGUAUAAAGAAAACGUGAGAUACAUAUUUUGUCCCAACCGGGACAGGGUUUCAAGGAAAAAAGCCGAACCUGAACGUGUCUGAUUUCGCUUUCGGAAUCGAGCGAAAACGCGUGAAUUAUUUUAUUGUGCUCAACUACCACGCUUUUGGACAUCAAAGUAGUUUAAAUUGACUGAAAUGGAGCCAGCAGGACAGAAUCAAUCACCUAACGUCUUGAAUAAUAUUGGCGACAGUUCUGACACUAAGGGCAGUUGUUUGUUACUUCGCUAUGCUAGUCAGAAUUCUCUAGAUGAAAGCUCACAGAAACACAUUCCUCGUGAGAAUGGAAAGGACAAGCCACCAUAUAGAAAUCACCAUCACACAAAUCGAGCCUUUGACGUCAUUAACGAGAUGAGAAAGAAAAAUUUACUCUGCGAUGUCAUCUUAGUAGCGGACAGUGGUAUGGAAGUACCUGCUCACAAAAUGGUUCUUGCUGCAUGUAGUCCUUACUUCUAUGCCAUGUUUACAAGUUUUGAAGAACGCGAUCAGGAGAGGAUAACAUUGCAAGGCGUGGAUUAUUCGGCGUUAGAGCUAUUGGUAGAAUAUGUUUAUUCUGCCGAAGUUCAUGUCACGGAGGAGAAUGUGCAAGUACUUCUACCUGCUGCGAAUUUAUUACAAUUGACAGAUGUUCGAGACGCUUGUUGCGAUUUUUUGCAAGCUCAAUUGCAUCCAUCUAAUUGUCUUGGUAUUAGGGCAUUUGCAGAUCUGCAUGGAUGUCUCGAACUGUUGACGCACGCGGAUAGCUAUAUAGAGCAACAUUUUUCGGAAGUGGUCGAUGCGGAAGAAUUUUUGACGCUGGCAGCUGAUCAAGUAGCAAAACUUAUCUGUAGCGAUCGUUUAAUGGUACCUUCCGAAGAAAAAGUAUUUGAAUGCGUCAUUUCAUGGGUACAUCAUGAUCUUGAAAAGAGGCAGACCGAUUUAGCUUUGUUAAUGGAAUAUGUACGCUUACCUUUGUUGUCUCAAGAAUAUUUAGUACAACGUGUGGAGGAGGAACCACUUCUCAAAGCAAAUUUACAAUGCAAGGAUUUCUUGAUUGAAGCCUUAAAAUAUCAUUUACUGAAAGGUGAGCAAAAAUCGCUGUUUAAAACGCCACGUACUAAACCGAGACAGCCAAGAGGCUUGCCCAAAGUAUUGCUCGUUGUCGGUGGUCAAGCUCCAAAGGCGAUCAGGAGCGUCGAGUGUUAUGACUUUAAAGAGGAAAAGUGGUAUCAAGUUUCCGAAUUGCCAACACGACGUUGUAGAGCCGGGCUUUGUGUUCUCGGUGGACGUGUGUACGCUGUUGGUGGAUUCAAUGGAUCAUUGAGAGUACGAACGGUUGAUAUUUACGACGCCGCGGCGGAUCAAUGGUCACCCUGCCCCGAGAUGGAAGCUAGGAGAUCGACACUCGGUGUAGCAGUGCUUGGCAAUUGUGUUUACGCUGUUGGUGGUUUUGAUGGUUCGACAGGAUUAAAUUCAGCCGAAGUAUAUGACCCGCGCACUCGCGAAUGGAGACCAAUAGCGCGAAUGUCAACGCGACGCAGUAGCGUAGGAGUAGGCGUUGUCAAAGGAUUGCUGUAUGCUGUUGGUGGUUAUGAUGGAGAAUCUCGUCAAUGUCUCUCUAGUGUCGAGUGUUAUAACCCAGAGAAAGAUCAAUGGAAACCUGUACCAGAGAUGUCCGCGCGUCGUAGCGGUGCAGGUGUCGGUGUCCUGGAUGGUAUUUUAUACGCGGUGGGAGGUCAUGAUGGUCCACUGGUUCGAAAAAGUGUAGAAGCAUUUAAUCCAGAGACCAACCAAUGGACUCCCGUCAGUGACAUGGCACUUUGUCGUCGUAACGCCGGUGUCGUGGCAUUGAACGGACUUUUGUACGUUGUGGGUGGAGACGACGGUUCUUCCAGUUUAGCAUCGGUAGAAGUUUAUUCUCCAAGAACUGAUACCUGGACCACCUUGCCAACUUGCAUGGGAGUGGGACGUAGUUACGCUGGUGUAGCUAUCAUCGAUAAACCAAUGGCCCCCGCAAUGACAAUGUGAGGUCUACAAUCCGCUGGGCAUGCGACAGAACAGAACACGGACCCGGGUGCCGAGAUAUCAGACUCGUCACGGGAAGCCGGGCCCAGCGGUGUGCAAAAUCGCGGCGCGAGCCACAAUUGUCAGGGUCCGCGUUGCGUUUGUCAGCGAUACGAGAACGGCGAAUUAGCCGCGGUAAUAAUGAAUCAAGGUAGAAAUAAUCAAGAGAGGGAAGACAGCUAUCAAAACGUGGGUCACGUAGCCUCGCGCGCCUUUCCACAAAAUCGUCUUAACAAUAAUAUGCUACAAAUUCAUCCGAAUUUGAAUCCAAAUUAUCAAAAUCCGAUUGAUUUAAUACGUAAUUACAAUCGUCGACUACAGCAGCAGCAGCAGGAACCGGAAGAGAAUAUUUAUGAACGUUUGGACAAUGACGAUGACGAGGACAGCGAUGAGAACGCGGAGGUUUCUCGGAACGAAUCAUUAGCUCAAAACAAUCAAAAUAACGGGGAUAAUCAUACAUACGAGAGAAUAAACGAACGGAUAUCGUGCAGUAGUAGAGCGCAUUGUCGUUAUAAAUAUCAUGUACCUGCUCAUAGUUUCUUGAAUGAUAUGGAGGGUACCAGAAAUGCGAGCCAAUACGAUCAACCGAGACACAUCUACAUUGAUUAUUCCCGACUGAGUAGUAACUUUCAUCAAAACUCCUUGAACAGAUUAGGUCGUAAUUGCUUUUCCACUGAAAACAUCGCGUAUGCUUCCACGAGACGCUCUGCACAUCCAUUUGCGUAUAAUUGCACAUGUCCAUAUUGCAGACAUGCAGACAUGAGAUAUAUCUGCCAUCAUUGUAAUAAUCUACAUAAUAGAUCACGGUAUCAGGACACUGCUAAUUCAAGGCACUACGUAUAUCAAGUUUCGAGAAAUUGCAGAUGUCCGUUUUGUCGCGGCGAAUACUCUUAUACAAAGUUUCCCGUUAACGCUCUUCGAGCCGCCGAAUUAUUCAAAAUGGAGUGUUGCCAUUGUAGAAAUCCCGCCAAUUGCACUUGCCGCGGUAAAAUACUGUCAGAUUCGAAUUCUGCGAUUUACAUCGGAAGAUAUCUGGAUUGGAUUAAUCGGACCGGACAAUCCGUCAAUAAUCCUUUAUACGCCAUGAUUCACGUCGGUAGGAUGGAUCGCGCGUCGAUGAUUCCUGGCCAUGGAAACACAUCCAACAGCGGGAAUCCAUCUAGCAGCGCGGAUCCUGGGCCGUCGACAUCUAACGCGGCAUCUAAUACGAGAUUCGGUGAAUCGAAUCCAUCUUCAAGUUUGCGAUCUGUAUUCGCUUCCGGCGCCUCUACAUCAAAUGCUUCUAUCUGUCCUGUAAAUCGAUACAUAGAACGCCAACAUAUUUGCGACGACUCUUGUAUUCGCAGCCAAAGUGGCAAUCUAGCUGGAAUAUGUCAACUUCUCGGCAGAUGCGAGAGAACGGAAUGCAAUCACGGGAGACUCUCGGUACAUUGGUGGUUUGUGAAUAAAUGGCUUCCAUUAUGGAAUUCUCACAAUCUCGAUAGGAACGUGGAUGGUGAUAGAUCAUGUCAUGUAGACGAAAUAUCACGGGAACAGCGAGAGAGCGACAGCGAUGAUUCUUAAAUCGAAGAAUUUUUUUAUCAUCCGAGUGCCUGUUUUGCCUGUGUUUCGAAUAUUCAAUCUUCCAUCUCCCAUUAUUUGCGAUGUGAUUACGAUUUGUCGACCCGCUCGUAACAUGAGCUCGUAAUGGUACUGAGAUAUUUGAAGCUUAAUAAUGUGGAAAUAGUUUAGUGAUACAAUAAGAACUUUAAAUAUACGCCCCCUUCCCCAGGUGAGACAAUAAAUUCAUAUAUUGCGAUCUCGAAAUAUAUUUAAUAAAUAUCAUUGAGGGACUGUUUUUUAAUUUGAAGCAAUAAUGAUUUAGGUGAGUAUUUAUCAUAAGUGUGUUACACAAUUUUCAAUUUUAUAUCUUAUUUUUACUGUAAAUCUAUUCUGCACUAUCAUUUUGAUGCACAAAAAUCUAUAAAAUCAUAUUAUCUAAUGUACAUACACAUAGUAUACAUAUAGUGUGUGCGCUCUUUCAUUUUUAUUUUAUCAUGUUAUUUUAUUUAUUUAUCAGGAUUUCAUGCUGUUGGUUAAAGUUUUGUAAGUACACUUUCAAAAAUAUCGAAUAACAAUUGUUUGAAUAUCUAUUGAUGUCACUGUGUAUAUAUAUAUAUAUAAAUGUUUGCAAAUAAUAGAGCUUAUAAAAACUUUUCAACUUUGUGACACUCAACAUUAACAAAUUUAACUAAGUCGAUAUCGUAGCUGUGAUAUAAAUUAAGUUGUUUAAUUCUAAUGGAUUAAUCUUAAAAAUUAUAUUAUAAUUUUACAUUUGUUUGAGUUACGUACAUUUUUAAAUUUUCUAAAGUGAAACGAGUGCGUUUGAAUGCAUGAAUGCAUCUGACAGAAAAUAAUCUUGAAAAGAAAACAAAAAAAAUAUGUAUACAGAAUUUUUAUACAAUAUAUGACACAAACAAAUUUGACUAAUAUUUUAUAGACUUUAUGUAUCGAACAAAAUAAUUACUUGUUUUCAUUAAUAUAAUAUGUGCAAUUUAAAUGUUAUAAUAUAUUUGGUAUACUCGACGUAAUCAUUUAUUUAAGUUAUUUUUACAUAAUUUAUGCAAUACACAAAAAUUAAUCUAAUUAAACGAUUAAAUCUCUUAUGUUAGUUUCCCAUGAGUGUUUGCGCCAUCAGUACUUAGCGAUAUUAUGCAAAUCCUCCUUUGAAAGUAUAAGGAUUUAUUACAUGACUGUCAUAUAUUUAUUAGUAAUAUUCUCUAUAAGACUUCCUCCCUCUGUCUCUCUUUCUUUAUAAGGAUUUAAUUAAAAACCUAUUGCGCCAACAUAUAUGCCACGAAUCGAUAUGUAUAUUUGUGCUUUUUUUACGUGUGUAUGUCUGUAUUAUAGCGCUUUCAAAUGAAACAUGUAUUUUCUAUAAGGACAAAUACAGAUGACAACACAAAUGCCUUAACACAUGAACUUACGUACAUAUCGGAACGCACGUGUAUUUUUCAUAUACGUAUAUGCAAAAUAUAUAUAUAAAUAUGCCGAUAUGUGUAUAAAUUUGUGAAAGGCAUUUAUGUUGUCGAGCAUAUAUUUAAAGCGAUAUUACGAUGCUUUAUUUUAGAGAGUUAAAUAAUGUUCGAUAUAUUAUGUAUUAUUUUUUCAACUGGACAUGUCUCGUCAUAUUUAGCUCAUAUUCUAAACAUAUCCGUUAUCAAGAAUAUCACGAUAUAUUACCUAUACAAUGUUGGUCUGAGGGCUCAUAGAUUAGUCAAGUCAACAUGUCGCUAUGCGGAUGAAUAGUAUAUAGUUAAUUGUACAUUGUUUUCUUUUAGUAUAAGAUCGAGAAAUAAAUCGAAUCUCUUUCUUCGUAUCCAAACGUAUAUAGAAAUUUGUUUUAUGCAAUUAUAAAUGAUUGAACUGUCUAAGCGCAUAAUUAACCACCUGUGUAUGGACGAUUUCUUUGUUGUAUAUAAGAGAGGAAUUUGCGUUAUUUUAAGUUUCUUUUUUUUUUUUAAUUUAAUUUUCCGCGCUAAAGAACGCAAAGAGAUCUUAUCAGACUUCGUGUGAGGGAACAUGUCAACGUCAUUUAUCACGGUUUAAUGGACAUAUAGCGUUAUAAAUAUAUGUAUGCAUAUCGUA